Thermochaetoides thermophila DSM 1495 is the source of this 3126-nucleotide messenger RNA. RefSeq names its product putative spindle pole body component (alp4) protein. The coding region runs from base 1 to 3126 and encodes 1041 amino acids. Gene Ontology annotation, biological process: meiotic cell cycle; cytoplasmic microtubule organization; spindle assembly. Gene Ontology annotation, cellular component: centrosome; mitotic spindle pole body; gamma-tubulin small complex. Gene Ontology annotation, molecular function: gamma-tubulin binding; microtubule minus-end binding. The transcript has 2 exons. Lineage: Eukaryota; Fungi; Ascomycota; Sordariomycetes; Sordariales; Chaetomiaceae. The record is from RefSeq and is a predicted model, not a curated record.
AUGUCGUCCCGCCCGAGCACCUACACCGAAAAGCGUCCCAACGGCGUAGCCUCUGCCUCUGCCGCCGGAGGAGGAGAUCGUUCCUCGCGCACACGUAUCCCAGACCCGAACAGCACAAGUAACACAAACCUGAACAACCCCAAUUCUAACUUCUCCCGGACCGAGUCGAGGACUACCACCAACAACAGCGCGCGGUAUGCAGAGUCCUCGUCGACAACAGCACACAAGAGGAAUAACUCUGGCAUUCCCCUGCCAACCAGCCAACCCCCACAUCCAGCAGCAGCAGCAGCAGGAGGAGGAGGAGGAGGAGGAGGAGGAGGAGCAGGCGGUGGUUCGCGGUCAGCAAACGCCUCCUUCGAAGAGCGUCGCACUGAACGCAUCCAGAUCACCACACGCGAAACACUCAUCUCGCGCGCACGCAGUCCUCCUGCCCAGCGUCGGUCAGCUGCCCCCCCUCCCGAAAAGAAACAGCGCUCCUCAGGCCCGUCGUCUAGACCGGCGGUACGAGAUAUGCGCCUCGGCUCCCCCGGCAUCCCGCCCCCGCUGUCGUCAAGCUUCUCCCAGGAUAAACCACAGCAUCCCCUCCCGCCUCCCCCGUGGGAGCCUGAGGCGAGUUUAUUGCCGCUAACAACCGCCCCAUUGGCAUGUCGCGUUUCGGUGCCCCCUUUGGCGGCUAAUGCACCGGGUUCGCUCCAGCCUAAGCCGCUGAGCGAGCUCUCGCUUGAGGCGCAAGAGGCCGUCAUACUGGAUGAUUUGUUAUUUGUGUUCAUGGGCUACGAAGGACAAUACAUCCGCUUUGCGAAGGGGUACAACCCACACGACGAGCAAGCCCGGCUGACGGGGCCCAGCUGGCGUAUCUUACCAGGUUUGGAUCCCAGCUUGGCGGACCUGACACAGGGCAUGUUGCGCGUGGCGACGCACUAUUCUGCUUUAGAGGCCUUCGUGGACGUGCUGAGCCGAGAAGAGUACGGGAGUGUCAACCACGCGCUGUGUGCUGCUAUCCGGAGGCUGCUGCACGAGUACUUAGUCAUGGUAGCGCAGCUGGAAACGCAGUUUCUGACGGAUGAGGGAUUCACACUGCAGGUGCUGAACAUACAUGUGCUGCCCACGGCGCACGUGUUGGCACAGUUGUAUGAUUUGGCGAGGGAGUUGUUGAGGAGAAAUGGGUUGUUGGCGGAGGACGAGAGCGCAGGGGAUGAUGAGAGUAAUGAUUCGACGGAUGAUAUCGAUGCUAUUCUGGAGCAGCUGCAGAAUACAGGCGAGUUGGCGGUGGGCGCGAUGACGGCGAAGAAGAUAUGUAAGGGGGGCGCGGUGUUAGGGAUACUGACCAACAGGUUGGAGUGCAUGUCGGGCGACCCGGCCGCGAGAACGCUCCUCACCUCCCUGCUCCGCGACGCUUCUCGGCCUUACAUGACCAUGCUGAACGAGUGGCUGCACCACGGCGCCAUCAACGACCCGCACGGCGAGUUCCUCAUCAAGGAGCAGAGUAGCAUCAAACGGGAACGGCUCGAGCAGGAUUAUACAGAUGAAUACUGGGAGAGAAGGUACACCAUCCGCGAAGCGGACGUACCGCCGCAGCUGGAACCCGUCAAGCACAAGGUGCUGCUGGCGGGGAAGUAUCUGAACGUCGUCCGCGAGUGUGGCGGCGUCGAUGUCUCCCUGCACGUGCGCGACCUGCCCGUGUCAUUUGACGAUCCCAGGUUUCUCGACAACGUUAAUAGUGCCUACGCGCACGCCAAUGCAUCGCUCAUGCGUCUGCUCCUCACAGCACACGAUCUGCCGGCCCGGUUACGGUCAUUAAAACACUAUUUCUUCCUUGACCCAUCCGAUUACUUCUCCUACUUCCUCGAGCUCGGCGCCUCCGAGCUGCGCAAGCCCGUUAAGUCGGUCAACACGAGCAAGCUGCAAUCCCUCCUCGACCUUGUCCUCCGUCAGCCGGGGAGUAUCGUCUCGCUAGACCCGUUCAAGGAGGAUGUGAAAGUGGAAAUGAACGAGAUCACGCUCGUCAAAUCCCUCCAACGGGUCGUGAACAUCACCGGCAUCGAGCAGGGGGAUGCGCUGCAGCCUUUGGCAAAUAUUACCUCUGCAUUAACAUCAGCGUCGGCCGCGCCGGAAACGGAUAAGCAUGCUACCGGGUUUACCUCGCUGCAGCUGGAUUAUACCGUUCCCUUCCCGGUAUCGUUGGUGAUUUCGCGCAAGACGAUCUGGCGGUAUCAGGCUUUAUUUCGGUACCUACUCUCACUACGGUACCUCGAGUCGCAGCUAUCAUCGACGUGGCAGACGCAUACGCGCAACCCGGCGUGGAUACACAAGUCUGCCACGGCAAAAAGGUUGGAGAUGUGGAAACGCCGGGUGUGGACUCUGCGUGCAAGGAUGCUAGUCUUCGUGCAGCAGUUAUUGUACUUUUGUACGGCCGAGGUGAUUGAGCCGAAUUGGCAGGCUCUGAUGGCGCGACUCAAAACGGGUGAAGGGGCGGAUGGGACUGGGGUUGGAGCUGGGGAGGGCGUGACGAGGACGGUGGAUGAAUUGAUGCAGGAUCAUGUGGAUUUUUUGGAUACGUGUUUGAAGGAGUGCAUGCUGACGAAUAGUAAGCUGCUCAGGACCUGCACUGUCUUCGCCACCUACACGAAUUGGCUUUCGCGCGAGCUGGAAAAGGCUGACCCCGACUUGUCGGGAACGACCAAACCCCCUACCAUGACCGACGCGCAGUGGAAGCAUUUCCAGGCCAUCCGCGCUGCUCGUCCCUCUCAAUCAUCCUCCUCCUCUUCACAAUCCCAAUCCCAAUCCCAAUCAACCUCUCAACCGGACUCAAACACACAACAACAACCCCAAUCCGAAGGAAGUGGUGACCCUUCCAAAGAUAACGACAAGAGUACAAAAGAGAAAGAGGACAAAGAAUCCGCCAAGAUCACCGAACUCUUCGAUGUCAUCCGCAAGUGGGAGACAAACUUUAGCAGGCACCUCCAGAUACUGCUGGACGCCUUGAACCACUAUGCGGCGACUGAAACCGUGGUCUUACUGAGUUUGUGCGCGAGACCGAGCACAGCAAAUCAGGGGACGGAGUGGGCGGGACGGGGGAGGACUGAAGAUGAAAGUGUUGGGGUGGUGGGGGAUGUUGUGGUUUAG